Molecule: messenger RNA, 1697 nt
Organism: Nelumbo nucifera (sacred lotus)
Lineage: Eukaryota; Viridiplantae; Streptophyta; Magnoliopsida; Proteales; Nelumbonaceae
Source: RefSeq, a predicted model, not a curated record
UAAUAUCAGAAGUUAUGUGACCCAUCAGAAUUCAGAAGUGGCUACUUAAGAGACGUAGAGAGAUGAACAAAGUAGAGAAAAGGAAAGAUGUAUGUGGCAAGGCCUCUUUCGAUGUACAGAAUGCAACCCAGCGCUCUGUCAGUACCUACGCCGGAGGCUCCUUAUUCAGGCUAUCUCGUAAUCACAGAUGAAGAAUCAGAAGCUCAAGAUAGGUGUUGUUGGGGUAUGUACAAGAACAAGCAGGUUAGAGAGCUCCCAUUUCCUCAGAACAAGAUACUGACCAUUGUUCAUCAUUCAUCGGGAAGUGAAGACCAUGGGUCGUCGUCAGUUGAUCGUCAUAAGCUCUGGUUCGUUCCGGUUCUUGACCAGCCCUUGUCUUCCAACCGUUACUAUGUUAUUAGAGCAAAAGGCAAGCACAAAGGGCAAGCAUGUAGAUGCUCAAGAGAAGCAUAUGUCAACACCUGUUGUUUCUGCAACUUCGAGAAGGAUGUGAAACCAAGAAUUUUGAAUUACAGAGACAUCUAUCAGCAAGUAGAAAUCCAUAGGCGUCGUGGACCUGAUGGUGGUUUCGUCGCAAAGUCUGCAUCUCCAGACGGUUAUCCGCCAUUUUUCCUGAAGAGAAAAGGGUGGGAGGCUUAUGCCUCUAGCAUCCAUCAUUGCCAAUUAAGCGAAGCUCUAGGCCUCAACAUCUCCCUCCGCAUGCGCCUCCCAGAAUUUGAUUUCCCAAUGUCUAGUAAGCGCUCAGGGACUGUUGUAGUGGGAAAAUGGUACUGCCCUUUUGUGUUCAUAAGGGAAAAACUGAAACUGAAAGCUCAGAUGAAAAAAUCCAUGUUUUAUCAGAUGACCCUUGAGCAGUUUUGGGAAGAGAUUUAUACAUGUGACAAUGAUAAGAAUGAAGUCAAUGUUGUGAAGGUAAAUGUGAGUGUACAAAAGGAAGUUGCUAUAAUAUUUGGCAUGGAAGCCAUGAAGGAUGAUACAUGUGGAGUAGAUGAGGUUAUGUGGUUCAGACUUCUUGACCAUAACAAAAGAGGACUGAGUGUAGGGUUGAGUUCAGCAAUUGUUGGCAAAAUGAGAUGGCUGCAAGAAACAGUAGGAUGGGUUGAUGGGGUGGAAACAGAUGUAAGAGUGGAGAAGGUAGAAGAGUUUAGAGGAGACGGUGUGUGGAACAAGCUUGGCUGUUACAUGUUGGUGGAAAGAUUUGCUUUAAGGAGGAUGGAUGGAAGUUUGUUGCUAACGUAUGAUUUUAGGCAUACACAUCAUAUCCAAAGCAGAUGGGAAUGAGCUAUGUGCAAUUCUAAAAAGAUGCAACAUUAAAUGCAUAUCACUGUAUUGAUGAUGCAUAAGGUUAACUGGAAAUUGUUUGAGUUAUAUAGGUAUUAUCAGCUUGGCAGGAUAUAAGUGCAUCUCCUUUGGAACCUUUAACUAUUGCAGCCAAGUAUCAGACCUUCCAUUCCAUGUCGACUGCUGACAAUCCUCCAUCCCAUGUAUAAAUCUGAAAAUCUGUAAAUUUGAAAAUUAUAUCUGCCCUCUUCAAACCUCCCGUUCAUGUGUAUUAUGGUAUUAAAGAGGCAUUGGGACUUUGUAUUGUCUAAUAGUGUGUCAGUGUGAAGUGCAGUGUAUAGUAUCUCAGACCCUCCAAUGAUCCGAGUGCUGAUUAAACACAACUAUAAAUGCAUAUGUUAGUAUUUUAUUUUUAC